AUGGCAAGCAUCGUCCAGCGGCCUCUGAGCCGAUUCCGCAAGACGGAGUCAUAUAAACCCCUCCAUGAACGGUGGGGCGAUGCAACGAUCUCAGCCCCGACAGAGGGGGCAUGGAAUCAACUCGAGAACCCUCGUCCAUAUUCUCACAAAAGUUACGAACACAGUCACCGGUCCACCCGAGACUCACGAGAAAGCUACGAUGGAGCCUCAUCUCCAGAAGUUAGUCUUUCGCGCAAGCAAAACUCCUCCUUCUCCAUGCGCACGCUGAACCCGCGUCGGCUUUCCAUCCGCUUGGCUCCUCGAUCAAAGCAAGUCACCUAUGACCAAACCGAAAUGGAGCCUCUGCACCACGCUGAACGGAGAACUGAGUUUGCCUACAAACCUAUCAGCCAGGACUACCCGACCCAAGUAGCAGAGACAGCGGCCUCCCGGGUCCAUGAUUCGCCCCGUUUCCGGUACAUCCCUGCCGACAUGCGCGCUGCGACUGCCUCACCCGGCAGCGAAAGAUAUUCAACCGGGUCACAACACAGCGUACAGUCAAACUACGAUGAUCGAGACGGUCGGACCAGGCGGCAACACAUUCGCCGGGACUCUCGGUAUGAGGACACGCACGAUUACUACCUAGAACCACUCGACCGAUCGCGCCAGUCAUCUCGAACGGGAUAUAGGAGCAGCGGUGAAUUCAGUGAGUGGGCGAUUGCAUCGCAUAUAAACACGAGUACGUCGUUGGAGAAAAAGAGACUUCGCGCUGCGAAGCGCAUGACCAUGGCCAUGAAUGACCCAUGGGGCAAGAAAGGAAAGAAUUCAGCAGCCGGUCAGCUCUGGUCCAAGACGCCCAAUAACGGAGAUAUACAAGACGACCAAACCUACUCGGAGAUGUGGAUGGGGACGUAUCCAACCGUCCCCUCUCGGCUUCUCUCAACAGGCGAGCUCCUCUCCGACUAUCUAAAGAAGAACCCCCACCUCGUCGGCCAACAAGUCCUAGACAAAUACGGGCCUGAGAUCCCUUUCCUCCCUAAAAUCCUCUCCUUCUCCAAAGCCCUCCCCCUCCAACUUCAUCCCAACAAAUCCCUCGCCGAAAAACUCCACAAAGAAAACCCUUCCCAGUUCGCCGACGCUAACCACAAACCCGAGAUCGCCGUCGCCCUCUCCAACUUCGAGCUCUUCGUUGGCUUCAAACCCCUCCCCGAGCUCGAAUCCAUCAUGAAGCUCAAACCUCUCGAGCAGCUCCUCCCCGGAAACCAACCCUUUACGAACGACCUCCUCCGCGAUCUAUGCAAAACCCUCCUCACAAUACCCCCCAUCGUAGUCUCCGAAAUAAUAACCUCCCUCCUAGACCUCCCAGAAGCCCAAUUCGGCAAACACCGCUACAUCCCAGGCCUCCUCGACCGCCUCCGCAAACAAUACACUGAAUUCGACAACGGGAACUUAGUCGCCGCUCUCCUAAUGAACUACAUGGCCCUGGGACCAGGCGAAGCCGUCUGCGUCCCGGCGGAUAGCAUGCACGCAUACCUGUGCGGGGAUAUCAUAGAGUGCAUGGCGCGGUCUGAUAAUGUACUUAAUACGGGAUUCUGUCCGCGGGCGGAGCGGGAUAAUGUGGAGUUGUUUACGCGCGCGUUAAGCUUUCAGCCGCAUGGGGUCGAUGAGGCGGUUUUGCCGCGGAGGAGGAGUGAGAUUGGGACGCUUGGUAGGUCGGACGUUUAUGCGCCGCCGUUUGGGGAGUUUAAUGUUCUUGUUACGGUUCUUGGGGCUGGGGAGAGGGAGUCGCAGAGGGGGGUUUCCGGGCCGAGUCUGUUGUUUGUUACGAGGGGGUGUGGGCGAUUGGAGGUUAAGGGGUCUGAGACUGUGAAAUUGUUUGAUUUGAGGGAGGGGUAUGUGUUUUUUGUUGGAGAAGGAGUCGGUUUGGAUUUUGAUACAGAUAGGGGAAUUGCGGUUUAUAGGGCUUAUGCUGAGUAG
Molecule: messenger RNA, 1956 nt
Organism: Aspergillus alliaceus
Lineage: Eukaryota; Fungi; Ascomycota; Eurotiomycetes; Eurotiales; Aspergillaceae
Product: RmlC-like cupin domain-containing protein
Exons: 4
Coding region: 1-1956 (651 amino acids)
Biological process (GO): carbohydrate metabolic process; GDP-mannose biosynthetic process
Cellular component (GO): cytosol
Molecular function (GO): mannose-6-phosphate isomerase activity; zinc ion binding
Source: RefSeq, a predicted model, not a curated record